AUGUCGUCGCAACUGCCAGCUGCAAGCGGGACUCAAGGGGGGCAAACUCCGGGCCAGCGGCCAAUGGCGGUUGGCCGAGGCCACGCCCCGUGCCUCAAUUACCGACCAGUGCUGCCCAUCGGCGGGCAGAGCGAAACCUGUUUCCACGAGCGAGAGGCAGCGAGGCGCAUGUGCGAUCAGAGCGGGACGGAAGUCGCAAGGGUGGACCAACCAGAAGAGGCAGGUUGCUGGUAUUAUGGUAGGUUAGGUUCAAACAAGGUGGCAAACUGGCUCUUAACCGAAAUAGGAAGGAAGUCGGCAGCGGCGUCGACGUCGGGCAACUGGUUUGACUUGUUUCCGGCUCACUCCAACCGCCCAAAUCCACCAGCAAUCGGCAGCGGCAGCCAAGCCGGCAGAGGACAGGCAGAGCAGCGGCCGUCGGCACAAUUUGAUUGCAUUUAUGAAAAGCGUUUUCGGCCGCCAGCACGCGUCCGCUCCCAGCUCGCAAUUCGCCAUCCUCCAUCCGCCAUCCGUAAUCCGUAAUCUGUAAUCUGUAAUCCGUAGACCGAAGUCCGUAAGCCGUGAAUCCAAAGCAGUUCGCAGUGGGAACUGCUAUCAACGGGUAGUGCUUAAACGCGGAAACUGAACUGAAAUCAAUCAAACGUUUAGUGUGUGCCUCAC
Messenger RNA from Drosophila erecta, 660 nucleotides. RefSeq lists its product as uncharacterized. Bases 1 to 522 code for a protein of 173 amino acids. The record is from RefSeq and is a predicted model, not a curated record. NCBI's taxonomy places the organism in Eukaryota, Metazoa, Arthropoda, Insecta, Diptera, Drosophilidae. The transcript has a single exon.